Messenger RNA from Botrytis deweyae, 975 nucleotides. RefSeq lists its product as uncharacterized. Bases 1 to 975 code for a protein of 324 amino acids. NCBI's taxonomy places the organism in Eukaryota, Fungi, Ascomycota, Leotiomycetes, Helotiales, Sclerotiniaceae. The record is from RefSeq and is a predicted model, not a curated record. The transcript has 2 exons.
AUGUUAUUCAACACCAUCACGCUUUUGCUCUCAUGGGCUUCCGCUCCUGCUUUAGCACUUGCAAAUCCACCACACCAGAAACCAGAAGCAUUUUCUUCUGGAAAAGAAACAACCGUUCGCCUUCUUUACGAAUACCCACUCGGAACAUUCGUCGAGGCUAUCGCAGUUCGCCCUAAUGGCGAGCUUCUUCUUACACUGCCUUAUAAUUCUUCAGUCCAUAGCAUUGACCCCCUGUACUCAAACUAUACCCCGAAAGUUGUGCAUGACUUCGAUGGCCUCACCAUAUUUGGCAUCACCGAGUAUGAUCGUGAUAUCUACGCCGUAAAUGGUGGCGGCUUCUCUUCGAGUACAGGUCCAGUCAUUGGCACUUAUCGUGUCGAUUCUUUAAAUUUAACGCAGACCACAGCAACGUCGUCCACCAUUGCAAACAUUUCUUCAGACCCCAUCUCCGGCAAAUAUUUCAUUGCCAUCAACAACACCUACACACAGGCACAUCAACACACCAACCUUGGGGCUGUAGGCGUUAACGGCAUCAAAACUGAAGACGGAAUGGCUUACCUCACCAAUACAGGUCUAGGCAUGCUUGUACGUUUUCCCAUCCACGAAAACGGCACAGAAGUUACAGGUGGAGCAGUUGAAAUCUUGUCCCACGAGGCAAACUCUACUUGGUUCUACGACGAUUUUGCGCUCCGCGACACCAUUGCUUAUAUUACGACUGGCUCUGGAAAUUCUAUCGAGCGCGUGGUUGCGCCUGCGGUAGAUUCACGGGGUCCGAUUACUUCCGAGAUUAUGGCAGGUAGUCUCAAUUCUACGAUUGUAGCAGGACCAACAGCUGCGGCUUUUGGACUCACGCCAUGGGAUAGUCAUAUCUUGUAUGUUACUACAAGUGGGGCGUCGAAUGUACCUGUGAACGGGAGGGUUAGGAUUGGCGCACAGGUGCUGGCUAUUGAUACCAAAUUAUGCUCAUGGUCUUAG